CUUGUGGACCGUACAGGCAGCCUCUACAGUAGCGGAGUACUGUAUUAGGUAAAAAGAAGGUGUUGUUCAUCAGCACCCGGGAAGUGCAGGGACUAACCGCACACACACACACACACACUCUCUCUCUCUCACACACACACACACACUCACACCUCUAGAGCAACCCAUUAUGGAGAGGAGUGGGCUUCCCGGGACGCUCUGUGGAGCUGGUGCAGAAACAGAGCCCAAGAUGUCAGAGGCCAUCCUCACUUUCCAAGUGCAGCUGUCCGGAGUGAUGGAGACGGUGCUGAAGUCGGCCAUGUACGAGAUCACCAGGCUGGUGGAGGACAGCUUCCUGGAGGAAGUGGCCCGCAGCAAACAGGAAGUGGAGUCUCUGCGGCAGAGGCUGCAGUGGUGGGAGAGCCGGCGCAGAGAGCGAGAGGGUGGUGGGAGGGCGAGGUGUGCGGACUGUGGCCGCGCCGGAGUCCCCAGGGAGGGGGCGCACAUCACCACCCCCCCUGCGCCACCUGGUGCUGAAGGCCGCAGCGCUGCUGCUUUUACUAAGAGAUGCAGUGAGCAGGAGCACAGUGAGCAGGACACAGCGCCCCCUGCAGGCCAGCGCCUCACGGAGCAGCAGGGCAGGCAGAGAGCUGGGGAGACCUGCGGGUUUUACACGGCAGGAUCUCAGCACUGCGCCGGCAGCGGGGGCCAUCUGGACUCGGAGCGUGGAGCCUGGACUGCCUUUAAAUUAGGGGACAGUGACACUGAGACUGAGGGCCCUGGCUCCUCCUACACUGCAGAACAGAAGGCGGCGAGUCCGUCAGCCGGCCCUGCAGCGGAGGGCGCCGCUGACAGCGUGUCCCCUUUACACUGUCUCAGUGUGAAAUCAGAGGGGGACGCGCCGCACUCGGUGGCCGUUAAAGAGGAGGCUGAGAUUCAGCCCGUGUGUGGGGAGGAGAUCAGAGCGGACUUAGCUCACACACGUCACAGACGACACACAGAACCCUGGGACACAGGAGACAUGCAGGCGGAGAGGGUGGGGGGCCGGCCCAACGGCCUGCCCCAUCGCCGCAUCAGGAAGACAAACGCCCAAAGGCAGAGGGAGUACCGGCAGAGGCGCAGCGAGGAGGAGGUGGCCCGGGACAGGGAGCAGGCGAGGAUGAGGAUGAGGAAGUACCGCUGGAGGAAGAAGCACGGCGGAGAGGCCGCCCUCAGCACCGUGGCAGCUCAGCGGGGAGCGCAGAGGCCAAGGAGAGAGGCGUCAGCCCCAGGGACCAGCGUGCACCGGGAAAUAUCAGCGCUCUCAGGAGGGUCGGUCUGCAGCUCAGCAUCCAGUCCGUGCUAGCUCCUGCUCCA
Molecule: messenger RNA, 1335 nt
Organism: Megalops cyprinoides (Indo-Pacific tarpon)
Lineage: Eukaryota; Metazoa; Chordata; Actinopteri; Elopiformes; Megalopidae
Exons: 4
Coding region: 170-1324 (384 amino acids)
Source: RefSeq, a predicted model, not a curated record